AUGAAGAAAGUUAGACAAAUGAAGUUUGAUGCAUACGUUAGUUUCAAAACACCUGAAGACGCACAACUUGCGAUCUCGAAGCUGAACGGUUUGGAAGUGAAGAAGACUGUCUUAAAAGUGCAAUUAGCUCAAACUGAAAAGAAGGCUUUCGAUCCAAGUACUCAGCAGAUAAAACCCAAAACUGCCAGAGAGAGCGUAACAAAGCUGGCCGACGUUCCUUAUCCUGAGCAGUUACAACAGAAGGCAAAGGAGUCGUUCAAAGUAUGUGAAAGACUUCUCAUAGAGAUGAAAAAGGCUAAUGUGGAAGGCACAGAUAAACUGAAGUCUUCUGAGCUUGUAAAGGAGGUUAGUACGAUGUUUUAUAAUCCAGCUCAUUAG
Strongylus vulgaris is the source of this 378-nucleotide messenger RNA. NCBI's taxonomy places the organism in Eukaryota, Metazoa, Nematoda, Chromadorea, Rhabditida, Strongylidae. The record is from the annotation of a GenBank genome assembly.